AUGUUUAUAUUAGGGUUAUUUGGCAAUAUUAGCGGGAUAAUUGUAUUUUCAUCAAGAAAAUUUCGUCAUUCAACGUAUGGUCGUUUAGCACUCGCCUCUUUAUUCAUUAAUCUAUUAUGUGUAUUUCGUUAUUCGCUUAUUCUUCAUUCUGAUACACGUCGUUGGAUUGCCAAUUGGGCUGGUUAUACAUGGUUCAAUUGUAAAUUGUAUCGUUUUUCAUCAUGUCUAAGAAUUUUAUCCGCAUGGAUUACUGUAUUUUGGACAUACGAUCGAUUUUCAUAUGUUACGAGAGUUUUUCAACGAUUUUUAAAUCAAAGUCAUUUUAAACGAUAUAAAUAUUACUGUAUGACAUUUAUUACAUUGAUUAUUGUUCUACUAGUCACGGGGCCAACAGUCUAUUUCUAUGACUCACGAUAUACAUCGACGGUCUUUCGACAAGGUGUCAUAACGGAUAAUACGACCAUAAUCACGAGAUUACAGUGGUAUAUAUCAAAAUGA
Didymodactylos carnosus is the source of this 498-nucleotide messenger RNA. NCBI's taxonomy places the organism in Eukaryota, Metazoa, Rotifera, Eurotatoria, Philodinida, Philodinidae. The record is from the annotation of a GenBank genome assembly.